CAUGCAGCCGUGCGACAACCAAAGAUAACUAUGCAAGUAUAUGUAGAUGUAGGGGACUGCUGAGUCAUAAAGCUGAAGAGCACAUGCUCCGUCCUUCCAUGGUUGGGGCUUACUCGGAACAAAAAGGUUCCUUGCAAGCAACUUUUUGAUCCAUAUAACCAUAAGAAGAAGGCGUUGCUCUACCACUCCAUUUCAUUCCCCACAAGCGAGAGAGAGAGAGAGUGAUAGAGGGGGAGCUGAAGGCAUGGAGGGCAAGCACACCGAGCAGGCAAACGUGAAGGCGAAGCUCAGCACGAUGCACUUGAAGGUGAUCUGCUGCAAGCUCUACAUUUCUGAAAGCCAAAACGCGGCGGUUGUCGACGCCAUCAGCCGCAUAGGCCAGAAAGACCCUGAGGUGGGUUUGCUCAGCAAGUUUGAGGAUGAGUACUACAACCGUGUCCGCUACACGCUUGUCUCCUACAUCACCAGCGAAAGCUCCACCGGUGAAGCUGUAUUCAGCCCAAUCAGGAAGGUACUGCUGGCGAUGAUCGAGGCUGCAUUUUCAGCCAUAAAUCUCGAAGUGCACUGUGGGACUCAUCCAAGGAUCGGCGUCGUCGAUGACAUGUCGUUCCACCCCCUGAGUCAAGCAGCCACCAUGGAGGAUGCUGCACAGCUGGCUAAGCUGGUGGCCUCUGACAUUGGAAAUGGUUUGCAAGUUCCGGUGUUCCUCUACGCAGCAGCACACCCCACCAGCAAGAGUGUCAGUGCGGUCCGGCGUGAGCUCGGCUACUACCGGCCAAAUCACAACGGCAUCCAAUGGACAGGACAAGUGCUCCCUGAUACUCUACCAGUGAAGCCAGAUGUGGGCCCAGCUCAUGUUUCUAGUAAAAGAGGCGCCACCAUGGUCGGAGCUAAACCUUUCGUCGAGAGCUACAAUGUGCCGAUAUUCUGCAAGGAUGUCCCGACCGUGAGAAGGAUCACCCGAAGGGUGACCGGACGGAGCGGAGGGUUCCCGACGGUGCAGGCGCUCGCUCUCUUCCAUGGCGACAACUGCACGGAGAUUGCGUGCUUGCUGGAUCCAGACCAUGUUGGUGCCGAUCAGGUUCAGUGGCUGGUGGAGCAGAUUGCAGAAGAGCAAGGGCUUGAGGUCGACAAGGGUUAUUUCACCGACCUGUCCAAGGACAUGAUGCUGGAAAGGUACUUCGAGAUGGUUUCUGCAGCUGAUUGACAUGUGCAUAAUUUUCUUAUUGUGAUCAGGCAUGUCUGCACUUCCAUGUAUGCUGCUGUUUAAACUGUGGCACUAACUGGACCCCAGACCGACCAAUUCCAAUAUUUUGUAUAUACUUAAUAAAAUCGGCACUGGAGAUGGUCUAUGGAAACUUCACCACAGUAAUUGGCGCA
Molecule: messenger RNA, 1380 nt
Organism: Triticum aestivum (bread wheat)
Lineage: Eukaryota; Viridiplantae; Streptophyta; Magnoliopsida; Poales; Poaceae
Exons: 3
Coding region: 245-1207 (320 amino acids)
Molecular function (GO): transferase activity; folic acid binding
Source: RefSeq, a predicted model, not a curated record